UCUUACCUUGUAAAAGUCCUUCUUCCAGCAUAUCAAACUCCAACACACACCAAAAUGGCUUCCACAAACGGCACGGCCGCCCCAACGGACAUCUUCGUCCCCGACCAGCUCUUCCACACCCUCCUCACCGUCGUCGACUUCUCCCACGACUCCUCCGGCGCAACCCGCACCCCCUUCGUCCUCAAGUCCCACGGCACCCUCGACGCAGCCAAGGCCUUUGCCCGCCAGUCCCUCGAGACGCUCGGCUUCGCCCCGGAAGACUUUGAGCUCUACCGCGUCCGCGAACCCCAGGACUCAUCUUCCUCGUCGUCCUCCACAUCAUCAUCCCGCCCCUGGACCCACGGCGACGGCGUCCUCGUCUUCGCCAGAGCCUUUGACGGCAAGGAAUUCAUCGUCGGCAUCGACACAGCCCCCAACAACGAGUCCCUCGCCGCCUCGUCUUCCGACGGCGAGCUCCGGCUGCCCGAGGGCGCCCGCUUCCUGCACUACGUCCUGCAAAUCACAAUCGACUACAACGCCGACCGCAGCGGCGCCGCGCAGACCACCGAGAUCCAGGGCGCCUACAUCCAUCGCGCCGACGCCUGGAAGGCCGCCCAUCUCUGCCUCGACCCGGCGCAGUACGCCGAGUUUGACCGCAGGGGCGACGCCCAGUUCAUCGAGGAGUGGCCCUAUGGCGAGGAUGUCGCCGUUCAUGCCGUUUCCGAGACGGGGCAGAACUCUUUCGUUGCGGUCAAGAGGCCGCCUGAGCAGAGACAUGAGCUCAAGCCUCACAAUCUGAAGAAGAAGUAGCCGUCAUCAUUUUCUUUACGGGGUUCUGGGUCCGCGGGUAAGGAUUCCAAGUGGCUUGUAUGAUGCUAGUCGUGUCAGACAGUUAGGUAGCUCUAGUGUUCCGG
Trichoderma reesei QM6a is the source of this 893-nucleotide messenger RNA. RefSeq lists its product as uncharacterized. Bases 55 to 789 code for a protein of 244 amino acids. The transcript has a single exon. The record is from RefSeq and is a predicted model, not a curated record. Lineage: Eukaryota; Fungi; Ascomycota; Sordariomycetes; Hypocreales; Hypocreaceae.